ACUAUGGCCUCAACACUUUUGUCAAGAUAUCAACAGAAUUUUACACGGCUAGGAAUAGCCUGCGUGGACGAUAUAAAAUUUGUGUUUAAAGAUAUUCUUAAAAGUCAGAUCAAGCCUACAGAUCUCGAAAACGCUAUCAAUUCAUGUCCAAAGCUAACAAUGGGGAAUCAGAAACUGAGAUCAGAUCAGCUAAGAAUUUGCAGAGUUCCUCCACCACAGAUUCCUGAUUAUGAUAUGUUUGAUGUUUCGUUGCUCUAUAAACUGAUACGUAAUCUAUGUCCUAACCUUAAACCAACAAACGGAUGGGGAAGUACACCGGGUAUAAAUGAUCUGCAAAUUGGAGAUGACAUUGAGCGACUCAGACUUGUCCGAAACGAAAUGUUUGCCCAUUUAGAAUCUUCAGAGAUUCCUGAUGCCAAAUUCUUAUCAUGCUGGAAGGAAUUAAAAGGAAUCAUACAGAGGGCUCAGGUUUUCAUGGCGUCACUUGGAUACAGUGUAAACUAUGAGGAAAGACUCGCAAUUACUGAAAAAUCUGAUUUUGGUCGAGAAGAUAUGGAAAAAUACAAACAAUUUCUCGAAGGAAUAUUGAUUCUAUGGAAAGAAAAAAGAGAGGUUCCAGUGGUAACAGUAAAUGGAAAAAGCAAAAUUGUCUGUGGAGAAGAGGCUUGCAUUCAGGCUGAGACAGAAAGAUGUCCGGACAAUAUUAAUUGGCCGCUUACUUGGGAGAGAGUAAGUGGGAGUAAAACAGAAAUCAUUGACACUAGUACAGAAAAGUACAGGGGCAGUUCCAUAAAACGGCUGGUCAUAAAGAGAGUUGUAAAAAAAGAUGAGGGAGAAUAUCGUGCCGUGAUAUCACGAGAGAUAGAUGGAUGUCAUAUUAAUGUGCCAAGUAAUAAAUUCUUUCUACAUGCUUUAGGAGAUCCUCCAACUCUAGAAAUUACCCAGGCAACCUCUGGAUUUGAUGGAGUUACUAUUCUGUAUGAUUGUUUUGUGGAAAAGACAUCUCCUGUAAUAGAGAAAAUUGAGUGGACCAAAGAUGGAGAACUUUUGGCGAUGAAUGCAAAAAAGUAUAACGGUGGUGGAAUCAAAGAUCAUUAUCUGAAAAUCCUUUCUUCAUCGGAGAACGACAGCGGUGAAUACACAUGUAGAGUAUUCAAUGCUGUUGGAUCAAGCGUGAAGUACAUAGUUCUAGCUGUCCCAUGUAUAGAAAUUUGUAAAGAACUGACGUUUCCACUGGGUUGUCAAGUUACUUUUGACCCUGUCAUACAGUCAUGUCCUUCUCCGGAGAAAGCAAUUUGGCAAAAAAGCACAGAUCAAAAUCUUGAUAAUUUUAUGACCAUUGACAUCGAUGACGCCCGAUAUUUUGGAAGCAGUUUGGAUCCAGAGAAACCUUUUCUCCGAAUAAGAAAAACAUCCAAUGCAGACAAAUUGUACUAUCGACUAGAAGUCACAAAUGGGAUCGGUAAAUCUACAAGCAAUGCGGUUUGGUUAAAAUUAGUUGGUGAUCCUCCUUCUGUGUUCACAAGCCUUGAAACUAAUAUUCUGAAUCAGGAUGUUACAUUUUUAUGCAAAGUCUACCUCACGGAAGGUUCUCCAGAGGUAACAAAGAUUGUCUGGACAAAGGACAAACAGAACCUCGAUAUUUCAGGUAGUGGAGGAAAAUAUGAUGGAGGAAGUAUUGCUGAUCCUUCACUAGUCAUCCACAACGUUAAUGUUUACGACGCUGGGGUAUAUCAAUGCUGUGUUACAAAUGCUGUAGGAUCUAUGUUAAGUAAUCCCAUUUAUCUAGACAAUCCUACGGUUCAGACCAGAAGUUUUGAGAGGGAUGAUGAAACUGAUACAAUAACUUGCAAGGUUGCAAUUGAAUCCUUUCCGGAGGCCUUAACAGCUGAAUGGAGAGUUAAGAAAACGCCUGACGAUGAUUUUCAACCAAUAGACGUUCACAUAUCAACUUAUAUAGGAUCUACGGUGUCCUUACCACACCCAGUUCUGAUUGUUCAUGGAUAUAAGCAUAAACCGGAUCAACUGUUUCAAAUAAGAGUGACUAAUUUCAUAGGGGAAACCUCUAAAGUCAUACUUGAUAAUAAGCGAAAACUUGGGGAUCCUGGUCAUAAGGAGCCAAACAAACAAAUGAAAAUUUAUCGGAAAGAAGAUUUAGAUAUACCUUUUGCUAACUUCAGUUGUCAUCCUGAGAAGUCAUUUCCACAAGACAAACUGCCGAAUCUUAAACAUUUACUCACGUGCGAAGGAACAAGUCUGUAUGGCAAAGAGGUGCAAAUACCAGAAAAACUUCAUAGAAGUUUAAUCGCUGAUUUGGUGAAUAACUAUCUCGAUAUGUCUGUGGAAAAUGGGCAUGUUUUCAGAACAUGGAAACAAUAUUUUAGGAUCCAGUACUCGGCACCAAGGUAUCACUCAACCACUAUUGAUGAAGAUUUAAAUACAUUGGAAAGGGAUGGAACACUUUCAUCGAAUAAUUAUGAGACCUUAAAAGAAAUACUAGAAAAUGUAGAUCACCGUGCCCUUCGAAGAGUUAAAGAACAUGAAGAAGAACUCAAAAAAACAUUGUGAAGGCAAAAUUCAAUUUAUGCUUGUUUUUCCAAAGAAAGUAUCUGUACACAAACCUGAUUACAAUGUCAUACUUAA
Saccostrea cuccullata (small rock oyster) is the source of this 2643-nucleotide messenger RNA. RefSeq lists its product as uncharacterized. The coding region runs from base 4 to 2568 and encodes 854 amino acids. NCBI's taxonomy places the organism in Eukaryota, Metazoa, Mollusca, Bivalvia, Ostreida, Ostreidae. The record is from RefSeq and is a predicted model, not a curated record. The transcript is spliced from 9 exons.